UGCUUCCUGUUUGCCUCAGAACUGGGUUGUGCCGUGUCUGAGGGAUAAGGAGUUCUGAGGAAAGAGGUACAGACACUUUGUGAGAAAAUGGACUCUUUCAAAGGACCUUGUCCUCAUCAGAGUGUUCCUGUGGAGAUGGAUGAGAGCAUGACGUCCUCCAGUCUGGACCUGGUCUGGCCUCCCUCUUGUGAACAGUGUAGCGGACAUACAGAGACCAGCCGGAGGCCGCAGGACUACGACACCGAGCCGCCUGGUGGAGGAGCACACGACGUCAGGCAGAGGAGACUCCCCGAGAGCCAGCGCCAGCAUGAACCCAGAGCUGCCGGCCACGCUGCUCCGGAUCCCCGCUUUGUACCGCAAACACACCCAGGACAAGUGAACCCACCCCACCCUGCCAUUGUUUGGCCUCAUGGCCUCAGAGAGAUACAGCUGUAUGAACGGGGCCGCAUGCUGAACCCCUGUAGGGGCUUUGCAGGCCCUUCGAACUGGCCCCAGCACUGCUCCGUGGAGGAGGUCGAAAGCUUGGAAGCCCCUCUCCCGCUGGUGUCUGACUUUAACUGGACCUACGACGGCCCGUCACAACACCCUGCAGCCCACAGGCAGCCUGCUCAGUGCGCCAACCCAAAGCUGGGGAGUCAUCUCGGAUAUUGUGCGUGCUGCCCUCCAACAAACCAGCGCCGUCACAUUCAUGAUUAUGGUUAUCAUAAUAAGCAUCAUUACUCAGCAGAUCCACACCAGCAGCCUCAACACCACCAGCGGUCCCGGAAUCUCCCCGAAAACAGGCCGCAACUCCCAGAUGCCCCACAUCCCGCCCCAGAGUCCGUGGCUCAGCGCGCGGCGCCUCCUCGCGACGUGAUGCACGAGGUCAGCAUAGAUUGCUCCUACGGUGCACGUUCAGGACCGGCCACAAGGGAGAUCAGGAAGACCAUAAGCUUACCUGAGGAAUGCAGGAACGUUUUCAUCACAUAUUCAGUGGACACAGCCCAAGACAUUAUUCUCUUCACCAAGUUUCUGACGGAUCAAGGAUUCAAACCAGCGAUUGACAUCUUCGAUAAUCCAAUCCGAAGGAUGGGCAUCACCAAAUGGAUGGACAGCUUUUUGAAUGAUAAAUCAGUGCUCAUCAUCGUCGUCAUCAGCCCCAAGUACAAGGAGGACGUGGAGGGAGAUGGAGACGACGACCACGGCCUGCACACUAAAUACAUCCACAACCAGAUCCAAAAUGAGUUCAUCCAACAAGGCUGCCGCAACUUCAGACUGGUGCCUGUGCUGUUUCCUACUGCAACUAAGAGACACGUCCCCAACUGGCUCCAGAGCACCAGGAUCUACCGCUGGCCCCAGGACACCCAGGACCUGCUGCUGCGCCUGCUCAGGGAGGAGCGCUACUUCAUCCCUCAGCAGGGGCCGGACCUCACCCUCACUGUCCGGCCGCUCUGAGGAAAACACGCGGACGAUAAGCCGUUUUAAAAGGAAAAGUUUUAUUCUUGUUAAAACCCCGGCAUGCUGUGGGUGUGAUGAGGACUGUUACUCCUGCAGCAGACGAGUUGUCGUCACUUGUUUGUUUGUUUGUUUGUUUGUUGUGUUGAUCCAUUAUUCGUUUUUUAACAGCCUUACUGAUCUCACCAGCUUCCUCUUUGAUGACAGCAUUUGAACAAUUAACAACGCAUCCUGCACACUACAGAGCCCGGAGUCUGCCAUUAGCAAUGCUUAUAGCUUUUAACAGUGUUUUGCCGUUUUAAUGGAGUUAUAAAUUGAUAUAUUUUUAUAAAAGCCGAUCUGAUUACACAGCCGUUACAAAUUGGUGGUAGUUGUACUUUGUAGGUUGGACACAUUUUAAACCUAAAGCUUCUAUUAAUUCCUUUGUUUGGCCACUUGGGGGCAGCGGAAUCACCUGUAAACACAAAACCUGGCAUUGUAUUACUUUAUGAAGUAGUUUUGAGGAACAGUCGUCUCUUUACACACCCAGCAGACAAAGAGUGAAAUCAGCAGGAAUUCAUAGUUUUGUUUUUGUCAACCUGACAAAUGUAAGUCCAAUGUUCACUCUCACUCUGUCUGCUGCAGGUGGAAACAUCAGGAUACCUCGAAUGCUUUGUACUUUUUGUAAUUAACUUUUCGUUUUUUGGCUUUCAGUUUAAUAAAACGUAAUUUGCAAA
This is a messenger RNA of Seriola dumerili (greater amberjack), 2150 nucleotides long. RefSeq names its product TRAF3 interacting protein 2 (gene traf3ip2a). The record is from RefSeq and is a predicted model, not a curated record. Gene Ontology annotation, biological process: positive regulation of canonical NF-kappaB signal transduction; humoral immune response. Bases 88 to 1434 code for a protein of 448 amino acids. Lineage: Eukaryota; Metazoa; Chordata; Actinopteri; Carangiformes; Carangidae. The transcript has 10 exons.